Saccostrea echinata is the source of this 1220-nucleotide messenger RNA. RefSeq lists its product as uncharacterized. Bases 16 to 843 code for a protein of 275 amino acids. NCBI's taxonomy places the organism in Eukaryota, Metazoa, Mollusca, Bivalvia, Ostreida, Ostreidae. The record is from RefSeq and is a predicted model, not a curated record. The transcript has a single exon.
ACAGCAUCAGAGACAAUGGCACAAUCCUCUACAACAGGGACAAUGCAGUCACAGACUGCUUCAUCAGAGUCACAAGCUGCUACAUCAGGUUCACAAGCUGACACAACAGGGACAGUCUCACAACUAGUUUCUAGGAUUUUUGAAGGUGAGCCAGCAGCCACAGCUCCCAAUAAAAACACUAGUAAUUACAUCUCAAUCACUGACGGCAUUCCUCUUGGUGCAACUGUACCCAGCAAAAUUAAGUCCAAAAUAUGGUCAAAUGAAUUCAUAGAUUUACGUAGUCUUUUGACGCACCAAGAAGAAGACCCAGUGACCUUAAUGAUCACACCAGGUGUAAUUAAUUUGCAAUAUAGUCAAAAGUCAAAAACACCUUUGUCCAUCAACCAAUUGACAGACACAUUUCUAAUUUUUACAUGCAUCAUAAUACAACAGAAACCUGCUGAGGCUCCCCACCUGCUUAGGUACAUGUCAUUCAUAAGGGAAUUACAAAAGCUUCGUAGAGAUUCAGCAUGGCGAUCAUAUGAUGAGUCUUUCAGAAAGUUAAGGGAGACUGUAGACCUUCCCUGGCAAAAGCCAGUGGAAGAACUACGUGGGAAAUCUUUGGCAAUUUCCUCAAAACAAUCUAAUGGGCAGCCCUUUCGUGGGAAACAGGUGGGGAGAAUCAGUGGGGUCAGAUUCUGCUUCGACUACAAUCAAGGCAACAAAUGUAAGUCAACCCCUAGUCCAUUCACACACAUUUGUCAAACAUGUAGGGGUCAUCAUCCCAAAAGCAAAUGCAGAUCUAAUGACAAAUCCGAACAUGAUAAGGCCUCUCCCAACCUCAGUAAAGGCAAACAAACUUAAUGACCAUUUAGUAGGUUAUGAUGAUCAAUAGAGGGAAUACUUAGUAAAAGGAUUCAGUUCUGGAUUUUCCCUGGGAUGUAUAACCACUCCCAUAGCGUCUUUGUCAAGAAAUCACAGUUCAGCAAAAAAUCACCCAGAGAUCAUACAAGCUCACAUACAAAAGAGCCUUAAGCUCAAGCGUAUUGCAGGACCUUUCCCAAACCCUCCUUUUGAUCCCUUUGUGUCAUGUCCUCUAGGAGUUAUACCAAAAUCAGAACCUGGAAAAUUUCGAAUCAUUCAUGACCUUUCUUAUCCAAAAACAAAUUCGGUUAACACCCAUAUUCCAAAAGCAAAUUCAGAAGUUCAUUAUGACUCGAUUGACUGGAUUAUAAAUUUAG